UAUAUAUAGGGCUGUCUAAAUAUACAUGUCUAUAUAUAAUGCGUGUCCAUAUAGCUGUGUGGAGAGAUAUAUAUAUAUGUGCUGAGAAAUGGUUUGAAAUUGCAGCAAUGCUGUGAGAUCAUCUCUGCUUGCACCAGGCAGAGCCAGGUGUCAGCCAGGCAGGAUACGGCCCCUUAAGUGUGUGUCCCUCCCUGUUCCCCCAACCUUCAGCUUCCUCGGAAUGCGAAGGUCACUCUGCAGCAUGCCACCCGCUCUGCCUCCUUCCUGCUGAACCUGAUCCCUGCGUGCACGGCCUGGCCAAGGCCACUGGCCAGAGCCACCCCUGGGGAUGGCUGGGGAGUGGUUCCCAGGUGGGAUUUAGGGGAGUACGCAGGUUGGCAGGAGCAGUGAGGGAACAGAGGUGCAGGCUGGGUGGGGUGCGUUUGGCCCGUGUUGGCUUUUGUAGACAUGCGGUUUUCCCAGUGGCUUUGGGGGCCUCAAGCAGCCCGAGGAGCCAAGGAAAGCGGAAUCCGCUCAGAGUUGUGCGGUGUGAUGGAUGGGCUGUCGCCGCGGGGUCCCCUCUUGCACCGUGGUGCUGAGUGGCAGAGUUGUCUUCGUAAUUGGGAGGAAAUACGGCUGCCAGAGCUGGGGGGCACCUGGCACGUGUGUGGGUCACCAGGCUCACAGCAGGAGGCCAGGGCUGUGUACUCCUGCCUGGGAACUGCAGCGGAUGUUGUGCACAGACGAUGGUCAGAGCUUCCCUACAGGCUGUGAGAUGCUGUCAGGGGGUUCGUGAUGGGGACUCCCACCCACUGCCCUGCAAGAGCUGCUCUCAAGGGCUGAGCACGGCUGUCCUGUCCCGGGUGGGAUGGAGAGCAGCUUUGGCGGCUCAGGGGGCUGCCCUCAGCCCCACUCCCGAGUCCCCAGCCUGAGGCUGGGCUGGGUUGGGCGUGCAGCUGCCGUGUCACCCCCCGAACCCCGGGCGGGGGGCUGCAACUUGACCCUGUCCCCAGGGUCCCGCGGCCUCGUCCCGGCGAGGCGGACAAGUUAAUUCUCAGAUGGAUGCGCCCCCGAUCACCGCAUCUGCCGCUCGUACUGGGCAGGGGGGGCUGGCGGGGUCGGGCACAGGUGCGGAGCCGCCGCCCGGUUAUAAAUAGCGGGGAGGGGCGGCCUGGCUCCCCCCCCGUGCCCAGUUCCCCCGCCGGGCCUCGGAACGGAGCGGGAUGCGGCGCCCUCCCUCCUCCCGCCCGCCGGCAUCAUGAGCCCGUCCUUCCUCCUUCUCCUCCUCCUCCUCGCCCUGCCCGCCCGCGCCCGGCGGCAGCAGGUGCCCGGCGGGGCGCAGCGGGGCCGCAACGCCCCUGCGCCUUCCUCCUCCUCCUCUUUCUCUUCCUCCUCCUCCUCCCUGGAGGCGGCGGCGGGGCCGAGCCGCUUCCCGCGGAGCCGCCCGGAGCGGCGGCGGGGCCGCCUGUACUGCCGAGUGGGCAUCGGCUUCCACCUCCAGCUGCACCCCGACGGCCGUGUGGACGGCGCCCAUGACGCGAGUCCGCUCAGUAUUUUGGAAAUAUUUGCUGUGUCUCAGGGGAUUGUAGGAAUACGAGGACUUUUCAGCAACAAAUUUUUAGCGAUGUCAAAAAAAGGAAAACUCCAUGCAAGUGUAAGUAACCCCCCUGCUUAUCAGUACGUGUUGUUUAUUUAAGAGCUUGCGACACCUCCUUGUGCCUGUGGCAGCGACGCUCCCGGGCAGGGCCCCACUGUGCUGACCCCCUUGGGCUGCUGGGAUGGCUCCGUGCUGGGCGACAUCGGCGCCGCGCGGACAGAUAGGGGACAGGUGGAGCCGAAGGCCCCCGAGCCCACCUCCCUACUUACUGCAUUUAACCGUGAAAAGCGCGCUUUUUUUUUGUGCAGUGGGGUAUUUGCAUCAGUGGUGCCUGUUCUUUGAGCACGGCUGGGUUAUUUUUAGCCACUUCUGCAGCAGAUCGCGCAGACGGCUUUAGCCAAAUGUCUCCCAGAGAGCAGCACGCGCAGCGCCGGCAGCCCCUGGGCUCUCCCUGGCUUUGCCCUCGGGGACAGAUAAUCCCAGCAAGAGCUCAGGCAGGUGAGGUCCAGCUUUGUGCAGGUGUCUUACAGCUAGAGUGGGAAAAUCCCAGUCACUUGUCUCUGUAGGCUGUUUCCUGGGGUUUCCUGCAGGUCUGAUUGCCCUUUUCCCAAGCCCUUUGCAUUGAAUGAGUCCAUAAGCUGAUUUUACUGCUUGUUGCAACCUCAGGAUAUUGCUGCCCAGUACCUUGUUGUUAGUUCCAGAGAUCGCUUAAACAAAUGACAUGAAUUCCUCUGCUUACACGGAAGUCACUGCCUUUUAAGGGUGUGUGUGCAUUCACCACCACAAGAAGGGCGCUUUGAAGGCAGCAUGUUGUCCCCCAGGCUGGUUCCCAGGGAGUCUGGACAAGGCUGACAGACGUGGAGAGGGAAAAGCCAGUUGCCCACCCCACGGUUCCAAGCCAAACCUCCUGGUCAUGGAGUGGCUGUCACUGAUGUGCUCAUGCUGCCUGAGCCCACAGAUCACUCCCAGGGAGAUUUAUGAACUCCCCUCCCUCUCCCUUAAGUCUUACUGGAGUGUUGCUCCUGAAACCUAAUGAUGCUUAAAGGGUUGAGCACACAGCUGCUUAUUUUAGGAAAUAGAACAUGAGCAGGAACAGUGUCCAGGGGAAAAGGGGUUGAGGAAAACCUGAGGUGAGGCAAUGGGGCAGGAAAGGGGGAUAGAGGAGGAGGAGAUGUGAAGGAUGGAGAGGAGAAGGAAGCAGGUGGAGUGGACCCUCCAGAGCCUUCCCUCCAGGCUUACCAUGGGCCUCUUAUCCAAGCUGAAGCUUUGAUUUAUGCCCUGGCAUAGGCAGAAAUUAAAUCAAACCUCGGUGCAUGGUCAGUUGUGGACACACAAAGGGCAGGACCAGAGAGGGACAUCAGCCACGGGGGUCAGGGUGGGGGGUGAGGACACACGAUGCCCCGCUCGGAUGAAAGCUGUGAAUUUGUAGAAACUUGACCCAAAUGUCUAAAGAUGGUUGGACUAAACAACACCGAUAAUGCAAACCCGGCAUCUGCUGUUCUUUCCUGUCCUGGCAGGAUGAAGGUAUUUCAUGGCCUAAUGAGUUCUGAGCAGUACAAAGUGUGUCCUGCGCCCGUCACUCAGGGCAGCACUUUGAUAUGGGAGUCAGGCCAGGGACUUUACACUGAACCACAGACAAAAGUCAUUCCUGCAGGAAUUUGUGCUUUAUUGAAACCCACUGUUGGGCCCAGCUCCAUCCCAGCUCGGUGCUUUACAG
This is a messenger RNA of Myiozetetes cayanensis, 3293 nucleotides long. It is a transcript of the gene FGF5, whose product is annotated as fibroblast growth factor 5. The coding region runs from base 1238 to 1675 and encodes 145 amino acids. The transcript has 2 exons. Gene Ontology annotation, biological process: positive regulation of protein phosphorylation; cell differentiation; positive regulation of cell population proliferation. The record is from RefSeq and is a predicted model, not a curated record. NCBI's taxonomy places the organism in Eukaryota, Metazoa, Chordata, Aves, Passeriformes, Tyrannidae. Gene Ontology annotation, cellular component: cytoplasm. Gene Ontology annotation, molecular function: fibroblast growth factor receptor binding; growth factor activity.